AUGGCCGCGGGCCCGCCCGGGAACGUGCAUGCGAAGGAGAGACUUGCCGGGCCGGGAGGGCCGAAUUCUGCCCUAUGCAGGUUCCCGGGCGGGCAAGAUGGUGGCGGCAGCUGCAUCGGCAGCAGCGCUGGUCCUCGGGGCCGCCCGGGAACCUGUAUGCGAGCGAGAAUCUUGCCGGGGCAGGAGGGCCUCACUGUGCCCUAUGCAGGUUCCGGGGCUGGCAAGAUGGCGGCGGGUCCCGGGAACCUGCAUGCAAAGGAGAAACUUGCCGGGGCGGGAGAGCCUGGCUUUGCCUUAGGCAGGUUCCGGGGCGAGCAAGAUGGCGGCGGCAGCUGCAUCGGCAGCAGCGCUGGUCCUCGCGGCCGCCCGGGAACGUGCAUGCGAGUGAGAAUCUUGCCGGGGCAGAAGAGCCGAACUCUGCCCUAUGCAGGUUCCCGGGCGGGCAAGAUGGCGGCGGGUCCCGGGGGGGCCGCCCGGGAACUUGCAUGCGGGCAAAAGACUUGCCGGGCCGGGAGGGCCGCACUGUGCCCUAUGCACGUUCCCGGGCGGGUUCCGGGGCGGGGCUGCGUGGCGGGCAAGAUGGCGGCGGCGCCGGGGCAGGUGGCGGAGGAGGUGGAGGAGGAGGCGGCGGAGGCGGCGGCCUCUCCGUCGCGUCGCCUGGCGGUGCCCCGCGCGUGGCUGUCUGCGUCGGGCGGGCUGCCGGCGGGGCUGGGGCGGCGUUUCCCUGCGCUGGAGGCGCUGGACGUGAGCGGCACGGGGCUGUCUGCGCUGGGGCCCGAGGUGCUGGGCCUGGGCCGCCUCCACACGCUGCUGGCCAAGAACAACGGGCUGGGCGGCGAGGGCGCGCUGCCCAAGGGCCUGGCCGCCUCCGCCCUGGCGCGCUCGCUCCGCGUCCUCAACCUCAGCGGCAACCGCUUCGCCCGCCUGCCCGACGCCCUCCUCGCCCUGCGCGGCCUGCGCAGCCUCAGCCUGGGCGGCAACCGCCUCGCCGCCAUCCCCGCCGCCAUCCAGCAGCUCCGCAGUUUAGAGUUUUUGUACCUCGGAGGGAAUUUCAUUACUUCGAUCCCACCGGAGCUGGCGAACCUGCCUUCGCUAAGUUAUCUAGUGCUGUGUGAUAACAAGAUUCAGAGCAUUCCCCCUCAGCUGGCCCAGCUGCCUUCCCUGCGUUCUCUUAGCCUCCAUAACAACCUGUUGACCUACCUUCCUCGGGAGAUCCUCAAUCUCGUUCACCUCGAAGAACUGAGCUUGCGUGGGAACCCGUUGGUGGUGCGGUUCGUCCGCGACUUGACGUACAACCCUCCCAGCCUCCGGGAGCUGGCUGGCCGCACUGUUAAGACCCGCAACAUUUCCUACACGCCCGCCGAUCUUCCCGAGAACCUCCUCCGGUACUUGGAUCUGGCCAGCAAUUGCCCUAACCCCAAAUGUGGAGGCGUCUACUUCGACAGCUGCGUCCGACAGAUCAAGUUCGUCGACUUCUGCGGGAAGUACCGCCUCCCGCUGAUGCACUACCUGUGUUCCCCGGAGUGCUCCUCCCCCUACAGCUCCGCCUCCCAGAGCUCCACUUCCCAAAGCGAGUCCGACUCGGAAGACGAAGCCAUCGUCGCCGCACGCCUCAUGCAGAAGGUUCUGCUGGGGUGAAAGGGGACGGGAGGAGCC
Molecule: messenger RNA, 1656 nt
Organism: Euleptes europaea (tarantolino)
Lineage: Eukaryota; Metazoa; Chordata; Lepidosauria; Squamata; Sphaerodactylidae
Gene: LRRC58
Product: leucine rich repeat containing 58
Exons: 5
Coding region: 1-1638 (545 amino acids)
Molecular function (GO): protein binding
Source: RefSeq, a predicted model, not a curated record